AUGGCAGAAGGCUGCUCGCAGGGCACGGAGGAGGAGGAGGAGGCGGCUCUGUGGCGGGGCAGCGGCCUCUGCAAGUGGUUCAACGUGCGGAUGGGCUUCGGUUUCCUCUCCAUGACUUGCAGGGACGGAGCUCCUCUGCAGGAACCGCUGGAUGUGUUCGUCCACCAGAGCAAACUGCACAUGGAGGGCUUCCGCAGCCUCAGAGAAGGCGAAGCCGUUGAGUUCACCUUUAAGAAAUCAUCAAAAGGGCUGGAGUCCGUCCGGGUUACAGGGCCCAACGGAGCACCAUGUCUGGGCAGCGAGAAAAGACCAAAGAGUGCACAGAAACGACGCUCCAAGGCUGACAGAUGCUACAACUGUGGAGAACCCGGCCAUCAUGCAAAAGAGUGUCAGCUGCCCCCUCAGCCCAAAAAGUGCCAUUUCUGUCAGAGUGUUUCCCACAUGGUGGCCAGCUGUCCGGUCAAAGCACAGCAGCAGCAGCAGCAGCAUUUGGGACCAGCUACCUCACAGAGGGAGGAGGAGGAGGAGGAGCAGAGCCAGGCCUCCCCCUCUGACAACUCAGAGUGA
Messenger RNA from Centropristis striata (black sea bass), 567 nucleotides. RefSeq names its product protein lin-28 homolog A-like. NCBI's taxonomy places the organism in Eukaryota, Metazoa, Chordata, Actinopteri, Perciformes, Serranidae. The record is from RefSeq and is a predicted model, not a curated record. The transcript is spliced from 4 exons. Gene Ontology annotation, molecular function: nucleic acid binding; zinc ion binding. The coding region runs from base 1 to 567 and encodes 188 amino acids.